This is a messenger RNA of Hevea brasiliensis (rubber tree), 662 nucleotides long. Its product is annotated as calmodulin. The record is from RefSeq and is a predicted model, not a curated record. Gene Ontology annotation, molecular function: enzyme regulator activity; calcium ion binding. The transcript is spliced from 4 exons. The coding region runs from base 57 to 506 and encodes 149 amino acids. NCBI's taxonomy places the organism in Eukaryota, Viridiplantae, Streptophyta, Magnoliopsida, Malpighiales, Euphorbiaceae.
GAAAGAAUAAAGGGAGGGCUUAUUGGAGAGAUAAGCUAAGCUAAGCAGACUUUAACAUGACAGAGCAACUUUCAGAGGAACAGAUAGCCGAAUUCAAGGAGGGAUUCAGCCUCUUUGACAAAGACGGCGAUGGCUGUAUCACUACCAAAGAGCUAGGGUCAGUAAUGAGAUCUCUUGGACAAAACCCCACUGAAUCUGAAUUGCAAGAUAUGAUCAAUGAAGUCGAUGCUGAUCAAAAUGGCACAAUUGAUUUCCCUGAGUUCUUGAAUUUGAUGGCUAGGAAAAUGAAGGAUACUGACUCUGAGGAGGAACUUAAAGAAGCUUUCAAAGUGUUUGAUAAAGAUCAGAAUGGCUUUAUUUCCGCUGCUGAGCUAAGGCAUGUGAUGACAAAUCUUGGAGAGAAAUUAUCAGAUGAAGAAGUGGAUGAGAUGAUCCGAGAAGCUGAUAUUGAUGGUGAUGGCCAGGUAAACUAUGAGGAGUUUGUUAGGAUGGUGCUAGCAAAGUGACUGCAGUUGCUUCUUAAUUUCUAAGCUCACGGGUUACUAGUGGCAGCAGCUUUCUGUUCUUCAAAUAACUUUGUUUUGGGUUCUCCAGUAGUCAUGUUUGGGACAUAUUUUCUUUUUGAAUCUAGAAAGUUGCUGACUUUGGAUGUCAGUUUCAUA